Messenger RNA from Pseudoliparis swirei, 1259 nucleotides. It is a transcript of the gene tpm3, whose product is annotated as tropomyosin 3. Gene Ontology annotation, biological process: muscle contraction; actin filament organization. Gene Ontology annotation, cellular component: actin filament. Lineage: Eukaryota; Metazoa; Chordata; Actinopteri; Perciformes; Liparidae. The transcript is spliced from 10 exons. Gene Ontology annotation, molecular function: actin filament binding. The coding region runs from base 83 to 937 and encodes 284 amino acids. The record is from RefSeq and is a predicted model, not a curated record.
GUCUCCACCAGGCUGUCCGGUCCUCUGUUUGUCUUCCAAUCUUACGCGGCUGCAAGAACCCAUCAGAUAAACUUCAGCCAAAAUGGAGGCCAUCAAAAAGAAGAUGCUCAUGCUGAAAUUAGACAAGGAGAAUGCCCUGGACCAGGCUGAGCAAGCCGAAGCCGACAAGAAAGCAGCCGAAGACAGAAGUAAGCAGCAUGAAGACGAACUUCUGCAAAUGCAGAAGAAGCUGAAGGGGACAGAGGACGAGCUGGAUAAGUACUCAGAGGCCCUGAAGGAUGCUCAGGAGAAGCUGGAGGUGGCCGACAAGAAGGCUGCCGACGCGGAAGCAGAAGUGGCUUCCUUGAACAGGCGCAUCCAGCUGGUGGAGGAAGAGCUGGACCGAGCUCAGGAGAGACUGGCCACGGCGCUGCAGAAGCUGGAGGAGGCGGAGAAGGCUGCUGAUGAGAGCGAGAGAGGUAUGAAGGUGAUUGAGAACAGGGCUCUGAAGGAUGAAGAGAAGAUGGAGCUUCAGGAGAUCCAGCUGAAGGAGGCCAAACACAUUGCAGAGGAGGCCGACCGCAAGUACGAGGAGGUGGCUCGUAAACUGGUGAUUGUAGAAGGCGAGCUGGAGCGGACCGAGGAGAGGGCGGAGCUGGCUGAGGCUAAAUGUGCUGAGCUGGAGGAGGAACUGAAGAACGUCACCAAUAACCUGAAGUCUCUGGAGGCCCAGGCGGAGAAGUACUCUCAAAAGGAGGACAAGUACGAGGAAGAGAUCAAGAUAUUGACUGACAAGCUGAAAGAGGCUGAGACCCGGGCGGAGUUUGCUGAGAGGUCUGUGGCCAAGCUGGAGAAGACCAUUGACGAUCUGGAAGAUGAGCUUUAUGCACAGAAACUCAAGUACAAGGCCAUCAGCGAGGAACUGGACCACGCCCUCAAUGACAUGACCUCCAUCUAAAGAUCCAGAAGCUCCACCAGCCUGCAGAGUUGUGGCUUCAAGACAUCCCCACCCCCCCCACACACACACACACCCCCACCCCCAAUUCCUUCUCAUGUAUCUGUUCUAAUUCCUCAUCUUUGGGUGUUGUACUUUGUUUGUAACACUUUCUUUAUGUGUCGUCUGAACUGGCUCCUCCUCCUCGUCUCUCGUCUCUGUCUCAUGGACGUGGCUCAUGUAUGUCUUCUGUUUCUGGAUGUUGUUUAUCGGACUUUACUCUCCACGUAUCUGUGAUCUGUAUUACCUCUGUUCUCCAUCAGAGUUAAACAAGUGAGAGAAGAAA